This is a messenger RNA of Entamoeba invadens IP1, 1461 nucleotides long. RefSeq lists its product as hypothetical. The transcript has a single exon. The coding region runs from base 1 to 1461 and encodes 486 amino acids. Lineage: Eukaryota; Evosea; Mastigamoebida; Endamoebidae. The record is from RefSeq and is a predicted model, not a curated record.
AUGGUUGUGUGCGAAACAACACUAUAUAAGCACACACAUACAGAUCAUUGCAACAUGUUUGGACUUGUAUUGAUCUGUUGUCUCACAGCAUUCUCAAAGCAAACUGAGACUGAAAAGUACACCACAAUUGAAUGCAAAGGAUCACUUCUCAACAUCACAACAAACACAAGAAGAAAUUACAUCGAUUGCACAAAUUACGUCAUGUCCACAACAAAAACAAACACAACAAUCAACUGCAAUGGAACACUCUUCAAUGUGACAAAAGUUGACAGACCACGUUUUGUCAAUUGCACCGAUUACAUCCCAACAAACACAACUGUUGACACAAACACAACAUACAUCACUGUGGUGUGCAAUGGGAGUGUUGUUAACAUCACAUUGGAUCAGAGAAACAACGCAAAGUAUGCUGAUUGUGACGACUAUGUGACACCAGUCGAUGACAACAAUAAAUACCACAACAUCACAUGUGGUGGAUUCACUCUCAUUGUUGAUGAAAAGUGGCUCAAAAACAACACAAAGUGCACAGACAACGGUGUUGUGCACUUCAACAAAUCAUCAACUUUUGUUGCAAACACCAACAUCACUGCCGUUGAAAAGAGAAACAUCACCAUCACCAACACAAUGGCUCACAACUCAACACUCAACUCAACCAAAUUCGACAAGUGGAAUGUCACAAUCACAGACUUGAGAAACACAACACUCAUCAACACAAUAUUCACAAAUUCAUCAAUCAACCAAACAACUGUUACACUGGCUAAAAUGACAGGUCUCCGAUUUGUGAAUGGAAGUGUGAGUGAUGUUGAUUUCAAACAGAGUGUAUUCAAGUCAUCACUCUUCUCAAUGUCAAACAUGUCAACACUCUCAUUCAUCGGUAAACACAACAACAUCACAAAUGCAUCACAAACAACAAGUCUGCUUGCAUCUGUUGUCUUCUUCAAAUGCAACAUGUCUGAUAUCACAUUCAACAAAGUGCAAAUGAGAAACGUGACAUUCUUCAACAACACUUUGAAUGACGUUGUCAUCAGAAACGUCAAUGCAACCAACACAACUGUGAUCAACAACACACUCACAAACAUCGAAUUCAAAAACUCACACUUUGAAAACUCGACUUUCAACAGCUCAACAAUCCAUGGCGUGCUUUUUGACAACACAACUUUCAUCAAUUCAACUUUGAUACUCGCUGGAAAUGGUAACACAACAUUCCACAACGUCACACUCAUCAACACAACACUCAACAAUGUCAGUUUCGCAAACAUGACUGCAAACUACAAAAUCACACAAAAAGGUGCUGUUCAAUUUGAGUCUGAAAACAAAUCAACCAAAACAGUUGCCAUAAUCAUUGGGUCGCUUCUUGGGGUUGUUUGCGUUUUUGCAAUUGGAAGUGUCAUUGCAGGAGUCGCCAUAUUCAUCAAGAACAAGAGACAUCACAAUGCUUCAGAGUACACCAAGUUGACUCUCUGA